UCUUAAUGUCAAUCAGUAACCGGGAAUAUUCAAGUUAAACUAGAAAGGUACUUUGUAUUUCAGAGAAAGCAAAGCUAAUAAUGGACUUUAAGAAAAUGAACUAGAUAAAAUACUUUUUCUAUCUAGUUGCAAGUUUAUUGAUGUGGUAUAAAUAAAAAUCUUUUAUCUGAUAUAUUUUUGACUUAGUGGCAUGUGACAGAUAACCUAAGUGGAUUUAACUUGUAAUUAAAACAGUGGAAACAGGAGACUUUUUGAUAUUAUUGAGUGAAUCAAGUGCAAAAUGCAACAGAUAUUAAAUGCCAGUCCUUUUAUUGAUAAAUUAAAGCAUUUUCAACAAGUAUUAUCAUAUAGAAUUCAACUGACAACAUCACAAAAGGUUAUGCUAUGGAGCUUAGGAGUGGUUGGUACAAGUGCAAUGGUGGUAGGCAUCCUUUCAAGAUAUCUUGCAAGAAGGCGAGCAAAACCAAUUUUUAACCCAAGGAUACAAAGGGCAAUAAACAAGAGACUGUCAAGGAUGAGAAGUCCAAAUGGAGGUAUGGGAUCUGUUGCAAGCAGUGGGGGCCGAAGUAGUCCACUUGGCUUCAGUGAGAGGCUUUCAAUGGCAUCUGGGUCUAUUGGUUCUGGUGGAGAUGCUGCAUCUCUCUCUCCACAGCAGCUUGGAGUAAUGGGUAUGGAGGCGUUGGAAACGAGCAUCAACUACUGGGAGGACGCGCUGGCCGCGUUCAGCGCGGGCGCGCGCGGCGGCGUGUCGGGCACGCUCGCGCUCACGUCGCCCGAGGAGGCCGAGUUCUGCAGGGAGAUACAGGACCUCCUGCAGAACGCUUAUCUCUUGCAGGAGCGAUGCGAGCUGCUCUUCUUAGAUCAGCGAUCAGUACUCUUUAGAUCUGAAAGUGGUGGCCCGGGAGGAGAAGGUUCCGUGGGGCGACGCACGCGCCUGCUCUCCUCGCACACUACGUCGGAGCACACGAGGAAGGAACAUCACUCGAGUGCGGAAUCAUUUGCUUCAGCUGAAGAUCAGGUAGGAGAUUUAAGAGAAUUUGACGAUUUAACAGAAUCCGUAGCCGAAAUAGAAAAUUAUGAAUUAUAUCAAACGGCUGUUAAACAGCUCGAAGGUGGAAUACCUUACAGGACGCUCCGCACGGAGGUGGUGGGCUGCGGCUCGGACGCGGAGUUCCUGUGCAAGCUGUGGUGCCUGCGCGCCGGCUUCCAGGUCGCGCUGCGCGACGGCGGCGCGCGCGCCUGGUUCGUGGACGCCGGCCGGCAGGUGCUCACCGACCUGCUGCUCUUCGCGGACAAGGAACCGAAGGAAUUUUUAGUUGCAUACGAAGAAAUGGUGUCGUGGACGAGCGACAUCGCUAAUUGGCAUACUAUUGAAAGCGAACUCAGGAGUAAAGGUGUCAAGGUGGUGUCGUUCUACGACGUGGUGCUGGACUACAUCCUGCUGGACGCGUUCGAGGACCUGGCGGCGCCGCCCGCCUCCGUGCUGGCCGUCGUGCGCAACCGCUGGCUCUCCGACGGGUUCAAGGAGAGCGCGCUGACGACGGCCGUUUGGUCGGUGAUAAAAGCGAAGAGACGGUAUCUUCAGUACCCGGACGGCUUCAUGUCGCACUUCUACUCCAUAUCCGAGCAUUUGCUGCCGGUACUCGUCUGGGGAUUCCUCGGACCACGCGAGCGACUGAAAGUCGUUUGCGAGACUUUCCAAGCGGAAAUCGUCGGCUUCAUUUCAGAUCUAUUCAGCUUCCAGAAGUGUCGAUACACGAACGUCGAGGACCUGGCGGUGGACAUCAUGCACAACGCGCGUGCGCGGGCCGCCAGCAUCACGGACAAGCUGGCCGAGCGGAACUGAACCACCCGGCGCUACUGCCCAGAUACUUGUAAUCCAUGUAUUAUUUCGUUAACAAAACCCAGUAGAAAUUGCCUACGUGUGCGGCAUUCGCUUGCUAACGAUGUAAUAAUGGAUUUUUGACGCAUCAAAAUAGUUUAGCGUGUUUUACACACUACGCUUGUUGGACAACAUUAAAGCUGUUACAUAUAUAUAUUAUAUUAUGUUUAAAGCUCAAAAUGCCGGCCGCGCUUCCUACCUGCACUUUGUCUACUUAACACACACAAAAGGCAACAUUAAUAAUUUCUGGUGCCACACACAUGGCUCAGUAGAACGCCAAUCUCAGUAAUAACGUUAGCAGUUACCGUGCAGGUGGAGCAGAAGUAUGAACAAAAUUUGACAGCACAGAAAAAUGCCACCUCCUUCUCUUGUAACUUUGGCUACGAGUAUUCUAGUCCUGUCAAAUACGUUUAGAUAUUGUAUAUAUAAGAAUUAUAGGCAAUUUUUA
Molecule: messenger RNA, 2330 nt
Organism: Vanessa tameamea
Lineage: Eukaryota; Metazoa; Arthropoda; Insecta; Lepidoptera; Nymphalidae
Gene: Miga
Product: mitoguardin
Exons: 10
Coding region: 281-1846 (521 amino acids)
Biological process (GO): mitochondrial fusion
Source: RefSeq, a predicted model, not a curated record